UUCUAUUUUCCACGGUCAGAGUUUUCAACUAUGAUGUUUUAAAUGUUCUCAGAUCCCGCUUAAUCUUCCAUUUUCGUCGCCCUUUAUCUGUUUUACACAAUGAUUUUGUGUUAAAAAAGUGGGGAAUUUGGUAAGCAAGUGGGGACCGGAAAGUUGCGGCUGUGGAUGAGAGCGUGAUGAAGUAAUCCCACUGGAUAAAAUGUCGAAUGCGCGACCGAGUCGCUUUAGUUCCUCGAAGUUCGGUGUUGAUCCGCAGAAAAACGUAGAAUUUCGAUCCGUCAUCCCGAGCAGUGCGACUAUUCUGUCCAGCUCAGCUCCAACUCGUGUACUGCCUUUUUCAGCUGGGGGCAUUAGUUUUUCCAUCAAAAAGUCUAGCGCAGUGCGCAAACAUGUCCAGAAUACGGAUAAUGAUGUCCAUUUUGAUGGAAAGUCUUCCACUGAGUCUUCUGUGCCACCUGCUCCCCCUGUUCCUGUCGAAGAGAUUGAGAAACCUGUGAGUACUACCGAUGCCCAUCCCAGUGAGGGGGGCGCAGUGGCUCUUUCGGAUAUUCCUCUUCCUAGUCAAGCAGAUGGGGAUGCUGGAAUCACUGUGCUCUCUGCCACGGAAGAACCUUUGAGAAAUCAGCCAGUAUUAACCAAAGAACCGACCAAUGAUAAACGGCCCAUAUCGUCCCCGUCUGACCGCGCCAAAUCCCAUGUUGACAGUUCCAGUCCGCGAUCCAGAUCUCAUAAGAAUGUGAAGUCGGAAACAUCGUCGAGGAGAAGGAGUUCUCCUGAGAAAUGCAUUUCCACAUCCACUAGGCAGCCAUCUGAUCACAGAAGGAUCGAAUCACGAAGAGAAAAGACUAACUCAGAUGAAAAGAAAUCGCGCAGUGAAAGGGAUCGAUCAACCAGUCACCGUGAUGGCCGCGGCAGUUCUCGCCGCGGAAAUCGAUCGCCCCGCCGUCGUUCCCGGGAUAGAAACCGACAGGGUUUUAGUCCGCGUUUAAGGCCAUACCGUGUGAGAGUGACUAAAUUCAAUGGAGAUACCGUCACCAUACCUGGCGACAUCGUGCGUUAUACCACAGUAAAACCAGCGGUGUCCGUUUCGGGAGAAAGAACCAGAGAGGUGGAUUUCGCUAAACUUUGGGAUCGUAUGACGCGGAGGGAGGAAGAGCGCCACGAAAAAGCCAAAGACCCAACUCGAGAUAAGGCGAAAAGGAGCGUUUCUCGCGACUCUAGUGUAGGGGUUGUCGUAGACGAAGCUACAAAUAUUACCGAUGCUGGACCGGUGAACGUCAUUACGCCGGCGCCAGAGCUACCGUCUGUGCCGCUUGUGCUUCCACCGCCACCACCUCCGCCGCCGAUCAUAAAUAUUGAACAUCAUCCGAAGAUCUCCUUCAGCCUUUCUGGUAUUGCGGGUAAGAAGCCCCUUGUAGAACCUGCGAAUGAUAUUCAGACUAUGUGGUCAGACCCUGCGGAAAAGGCUGGUCAAGAGGCACGGUCCUUGCCUGCGAUGGAAACUGCACCGAUUAUGCCCGAGGCUCCAGCUGCUAUAAUUCAUGAAUACGAUGCGUUUCUGCAAGAAAUCGGUAUUAAGAAAGACAAGGCGUGCACCGAGGGAGACGAUAGUGCGACUGACGGCUUCGAACCUAUUUCCGCGGAGACCCCGCCACGUGAAGUUUGUUCUCUCGCUGUUGGCCAGAAUAUUAUAGAUACAGAAGAAAAAGUGAAAUGUGAACCUGUUGUCGAUGUGGAACAGAAGCCUGUUUUAAAUUUCAAGCCACGACACCGCGGACGAUUCGCUUCUCCUCCACCUGCCGUAGAAAUAAAGAAAGAACCUGUAAGUCCUGAGAAGGAAAUAAAGAAAGAACCCAAAGAAGCGUCACCCCCCAAACGCCGAAGAUCGCGUUCUCGAAGUGGGCAUCGAAUAAAGAGGGAACGCCGUUCUCGUUCACGAUCCGGUGGUCGUGAAAGGCGAAGAGCCAGUCGGGAUAGGAAGCACGAAACAACCGCCCGAAAGCGGCCGAGAUCGAGGUCGAAUAACAGAAGCCGCUCCCGGGAUAGAAGAAACGACAGGCGUUCCAGUCGUGCCAGCAACACUCGAGACGAUCCGAAACGGCGCCGGAAACGAUCGCGGUCACGGUCUCCUUCCAAGUCAGGAUCGAGUCGUUCGUCGAAGGACAUCAUGCCGAAAAGCAGCUCGAGAUCGCCGUCGAGGAGGCGGUCUGCUUCGCAUCGGAGUACUGUGCAGGAUGAAAACGUGGCGCCUGCUGUCAAUCGCAGCAGUGUAAAGAGAGAAGCGCGCAGCUCGGUUAGCAAGACAGAAGACGAGAUGGAUAUGUCGGUUGCUUCCCUUCCAGAUUUACAGACAGAUGCUGAAGAAGCGGUUAACGAAGCCGAACGACCGUUUCCUCAAGUCGACGAGGCUGUUAGUGGAGCGUUUCCGGUAGGGUUUAGUGUAGAGGGCGUCGGACCUUUAAUCUGCUGGCCGUAUCUUGUUCCCGAUGGAUCCAUUGUGCUGUUUCCAUAUUUGUCCCUGCAGAAGCCGGCUGAUCCGGCGAAGGCAGAAAAAUAUCUAAUUGUGCCUCCGCAAGUGCGGAACAAUCCCAGCAGUGGGCUGCCACUUAAUCUCUUGGCGAUACCAACAUACGAUCCAACCCGAUCCAUUCCACCACCACCACCGUCAGCCACGGCACCACUGAACCAGCCGUGCAAACCCGCCGUAAUCCGGUUGAUUAAAAUGCAGCAGGAGGCUAAGGAAAGGGAGGCGCAACGUGUUCUGGCGCUACGCGCUCAUAGUAAACAUGGCAACGGAAACAGUCAUCGCAGUGGGAGUGGGGCGGAGAAGGAAACUCCGACACCCCUGUCCACGUCGAUGUCGGUAACCUCCAGCAAGACUGCUACGCCGAUGGUGCCCACGCCCUGUCAACAAGGGGAUGCCGAUCUGGAAGACAAUGAUGGGGAUGACGAGGAAGAAGAGGAGGAAGAGGAAGAAGAAGAAGAGGAGGAGGAGGAAGAGGAAGAAGAGGAGGACGAAGACGAGUCUGGUGAAAGCGGACAGAUGAUUACGGUUAAUGGAAUUGAUGUGGCGCUGCAGAACGGCAACGCCGAUCAUGAGGAAGAAGAAGAAUAGAUCUGGAUUAUUUGGUUGAUUGUCUAAAGUAUUGCAGUUUCUGGUUCUUGUGUUUGUUAUUUUCUAGUGAAUUUUUUGUUCAGUUCGUUGCGCUAUCUUGCAGAUGACAGUUUUACUAUUUUAAUAGUUAAUUUACAAGGAAGUGCAGAUGAGUCUUGUAAACUGUUGCUACUCGGAAAUGUUACUCUUAAUAAAACAUGUAUU
Molecule: messenger RNA, 3319 nt
Organism: Paramacrobiotus metropolitanus
Lineage: Eukaryota; Metazoa; Tardigrada; Eutardigrada; Parachela; Macrobiotidae
Product: proteoglycan 4-like
Exons: 5
Coding region: 200-3115 (971 amino acids)
Cellular component (GO): precatalytic spliceosome
Source: RefSeq, a predicted model, not a curated record